AUGCCCGUCCCUAGAUGCUUCAUAAUCCGCCACGGCGAGACAGAAUGGUCCCUCAACGGGCGCCAUACGGGCACAAGCGACAUCCCGCUCACCGCAAACGGGGAGAAGAGAAUGAAAGCUACAGGCAAAGCGCUUGUUGGCGAUGAUCGAUUGAUUGCGCCUAAGAGGUUGAAUCAUGUUUAUGUAUCCCCCCGCAAACGCGCCCAACGAACCUUCGAACUCCUCCAAAUCGGAUGCAAAGAACGUCUCCCCUGGACAAGACACGUCGAAUCAGAAAGUCAAUCCACACUCGAAGAACCAAUCUCAACAGAAGCGAAUAUCGAAAUCACAGACGCCGUUCGCGAAUGGGAUUAUGGUGACUAUGAGGGGCUGACGAGUGCGCAAAUCAAGGAUUUGAGGGCUCAGCAGGGGUUACCGAAGUGGGAUAUUUGGCGGGAUGGUUGUCCCGGGGGAGAAUCCCCUCAAGACAUCUGCCGCCGCCUGGACGCAUUCAUAGCCGAUCUGCGCGCAAAACACCACAAGCCCUGUUUCAACUCCGCAGAAAACGAGAAAGGUGAUGUUUUGGUAGUGGCGCAUGGCCACAUUCUGCGAGCCUUUGCGAUGCGCUGGGUUGGGCAGCCGUUAACUGAGACGGCGCUCAUUCUUGAGGCUGGUGGUGUCGGAACGUUGAGUUAUGAGCAUCACAACAUCGAAGAACCCGCCAUCAUCCUCGGUGGUGCAUUCGUCGUAGAGGACUGA
Talaromyces amestolkiae is the source of this 738-nucleotide messenger RNA. RefSeq lists its product as uncharacterized. The transcript is spliced from 4 exons. Gene Ontology annotation, molecular function: sedoheptulose-bisphosphatase activity. The record is from RefSeq and is a predicted model, not a curated record. Gene Ontology annotation, biological process: ribose phosphate biosynthetic process. Bases 1 to 738 code for a protein of 245 amino acids. NCBI's taxonomy places the organism in Eukaryota, Fungi, Ascomycota, Eurotiomycetes, Eurotiales, Trichocomaceae.